Messenger RNA from Thlaspi arvense, 1299 nucleotides. Lineage: Eukaryota; Viridiplantae; Streptophyta; Magnoliopsida; Brassicales; Brassicaceae. The record is from the annotation of a GenBank genome assembly.
AUGAACUUUUCAGGAAGUUUGUCUAGUGCGGUUUUCUUGGUUGCUGGCACUACCGUAGGUGCAGGGAUACUUGCGAUUCCAGCCGUGACACAAGAAUCAGGCUUUCUGGCCUCUGCAGUCGCCUGCAUUCUCUGUUGGGCUUUCAUGGUGAUUACUUAUGGUUCUUCUUAUCUCUACUGUUAUGUUUCUUCUGCAAGUAAUAGAUUGGUCAUUAGAAACAUAAGUUGGCUUCAGGUUGUGACAGGUUUGCUGGUUGCUGAAGUUAAUGUCAACACCAUGUCCGAACUAGGCUCUGGUGGCGUAUCUCUUGUCUCAAUGGCGAAGCGGACUCUUGGAUCUGUUGGAGUUCAAGUUGCUUCCUGGUCCUACAUUCUCAUACAUUACACUCUUCUCGUGGCCUACAUUGCUCGGUCUUCAGGCAUACUUACAAACUUCCUCGGCAUUCCAAUAUGGGAGAGUGCAACUCUGUUCUCACUGGUUCUCGGAGGCAUUUGCUUCUUUGGAAGCCAGAGAUUCAUUGGUGCAACUAAUGGAGUUCUUGUGUUUGGACUAAUUGCAUCGUUUGCAGCACUCGUGGCAGUUGCGAGUGGAGACUUGCACUGGGAAGCUCUUCUCAAGGCUAACUUUGACGCCGUUCCCAUGAGUAUACCCAUCAUUGCCCUCUCGUUUGUUUAUCAGAAUGUGGUGCCGGUUCUCUGCACGGAUCUUGAAGGAGACUUGCCGAAAGUAAGAACCGCGAUUGUUCUUGGCACAGCCAUACCACUUGGCUUGUUUCUUGUGUGGAAUGCUGUAAUUCUUGGAUCGUUUCCAGUUACCGGGGUGGCUGCUGAGAAGAUGAUUGAUCCUUUGCAGCAAUUAAGAUCAAGCAGUGUCAAUGUCGGUCCUUAUGUGGAAGCAUUCUCUCUUAUCGCAAUCGCAACAUCUUAUAUCGGAUUUGUCUUAGGCCUCUCUGAUUUCUUCUCCGACUUAUUGAAGCUACCGACCGGGCAGAACAAGCCUCUUCUUUACCUUCUUACACUGAUUCCACCGCUUCUCCUGUCUCUUCUGGAUCCAGAGAUUUUUUUCAAAGCCUUAGAUUUUGCUGGAACAUAUGGAGUUCUUGUAUUGUUCGGAAUCCUCCCAGCUGCAAUGUCUUGGUCAGAUAGGUACUCAGUAUCAUCAUCAACAGCAACAAGUUUGCCGCGGCUUGUUCCUGGAGGCAAACUCACCCUUUCUAUUGUCAUGGGAGCUGCAGGAUACGUGAUUAUUUCUGAAGUGAUUGACAAUUUUUCACGGUACUUGAGUGUUACUCAACAAUAA